Messenger RNA from Brachypodium distachyon (stiff brome), 1834 nucleotides. Its product is annotated as probable BRI1 kinase inhibitor 1. The transcript has a single exon. NCBI's taxonomy places the organism in Eukaryota, Viridiplantae, Streptophyta, Magnoliopsida, Poales, Poaceae. Gene Ontology annotation, cellular component: plasma membrane. Bases 305 to 1222 code for a protein of 305 amino acids. The record is from RefSeq and is a predicted model, not a curated record. Gene Ontology annotation, molecular function: kinase inhibitor activity.
AGAGGCCGCGCUGACUGUUUCUUGGAUCAUCGUUUUAGAUUAGUACACUAUUUUCCGUCAACGGGUCCCUUUUAACGCGCAGCUUUCUCUUAAAUGUACCAUUUCUCGCUUUAUCAGCUUGCUCUUCUCUUCGCCGUACUUCUUUCUUCACUUCUUGCUCCGCAGUUCGCACUCACUGCUGCUUCACCCCCCGUUCCUAACCUGUCUCUCGAGCGCGCCAUGCACCAGGAGCGACAGCUGUCGACGACCUAACCUGCUAGCUUGCCACCCACACGCGCGCAAGCCGCAAGCACAACCCAAAGCCAUGGGCACACCACGGCCACAGUCACCUCCUCUGUCGUUGAAGCCACCCAUCAUACCUCUGCCUCCCCCACCACCGCCGCCGCUCCCCCCGUCGCCGCCCCACGAUUUCUCCUUCUCCUUCUCCCUUUCCCCUCCGCUCCCUUCCUCGCCUCCGCCUUUCCACGUGCACCUCCCGUUUCCGGUCGUCGGUGACAUGUCCCGGACGCCACCACCUCCCCUCGGCCGCGUCGGCAGCGACCUCAGCCACAACAACUACGCCAAAGCAAACCACCAUCGGACGUCCACAACGACCCACGGCAGCAGUAGCAGCAGAAGCAGCGACGACAAGGACAGGGCCAAGAACAAGGCCUCUCCUUUCUUCUCCGGCAUCGGCCUCGGCAGCGCGUGGAGAUCAUCAGGCGAGAGAAGCAGCAGAGAUCACACGGCCGGCACCGGCAAGGCCGAGGACGACAAACCGAGGAAGGGGAACGUGGGGCAGCGGGUGAGGAAGUACAUGGCGUGCCUGGUGGAGCAGCUGCUCGCUUCCUUCUCCAGGCACGGCGAGAGGCACAGGCGGGAGCAGCGGCGGCGCCGGAGGCCGCACUCAUUCUCAGUCCCAGGGAGUGGGACGGUGGGGGGCGCCGCCUGCACGAGGGAUCAGCGGGAGAGGUGGAGGAGGCAGCAGCGGCGCGGCGGGCAGCUGUCGUCCGCGCCGGCGUCGCUGCGCGCGUCUCCCGUGAACAGCGGGCACCUGUCCGUCGGCGGCGGGUCCGUGAAGGUGUCGACGUCGUCCGAGGAGAGCACGAUGGAGGAGCUCCAGAGCGCCAUCCAGGCCGCCAUCGCACACUGCAAGAACUCCCACCGAACUGCAGCAGGCCAAGUAGCUGACGCCCGCGGCCCGCCCGGGCCGCCGUGCACGGUGCACCUGCACGCAGGCUAGUGUACUAUAAAUCGACCGAUCAAUCGCCAUGCGCGCGCGUACGUCUCUCACUCGAUCAAGAAACAUCAGUAGUACUACAAGUAUGCAUAUCUUUUCGAAGCUUGACUCCUGCGGAAGCUUAUUAAUUCGUGGCUGAUUACGGAAAUUUCCUCUUGGGGGGAAGUGUUAGAGUGUAUCAUUUGGAGGUUUGAGCAGCAGUGUAAACAGCAGCCGGUUUUCUUGACCAGUAGUUGAUGUCGUUCAGCAAGUCUCGGGCCGUUUGAGACACGCUACUUGAUUUCCAGACAAAUCCUGAUAAGCCAGAUAGCAACUCAAAGCUUAAUCUUGAGACAAAUCAUUAGUGGAGUAGAUCCCAGCAGCCCACCAUGCACUCACCAUACAUAUAUACUCGAGGGAAUAUUUGGUGCCCCCAACCCCUUAGGUGCUGCCAUACUAGGUGCUACGUUAGCACGGCAGCACCCUUAAAAUGUUUAAAAAAAUUUCUACAUAAAUUGAGUGGAUUCAUAAGAUGUGUGUCUAUCAUCUUGCAAAGUUUCAACCCAAACUCAUUGUAUGCAUAGAAAAACAAAAAAGACAAAUGGAAUCAUGAAUAGUGUCAGGAAUUUUACCUUC